Racocetra fulgida is the source of this 285-nucleotide messenger RNA. Lineage: Eukaryota; Fungi; Glomeromycota; Glomeromycetes; Diversisporales; Gigasporaceae. The record is from the annotation of a GenBank genome assembly.
AUGUCAUUUUUAGCUGAUUUUGAACCUGCGCUUAUCCAUCAUUACUACGAUCGAGAUCAGCGCAACAAAACCAAGUUGGAUUUUGAAAUUAAGGGAUUGAAUAUCUACGAUCCUUCGAAGCUAACAAUCAAGGGCCAAGAAUCACCAAUUCAGGAAAAUAAAAUCAAUAUUACUACCGGUGGCUCUAAGAUUGCGAAAGAUCGUUUAACAUCAAUCGGCCAUAACAUGACGUCGAACAUUAAACCUCGUUCUGAAUCACAAAUUGGAGAUUACUUAGACAAACUA